AUGCAAGAAGACGAUAAAUCGGAAGCUUACAUUGUCACACAGAUAGUGCCCCUCAGCGAUAUCCCAGCGGGAUCUUCCAGUAGUUACGAUGGCGAUGCCCUACAAGCGAAGAUCUUACAUCAAGUUAAUCAUAGGAGGUUGAAUUCUAGGCAAAUCCAGCUUUCAGCGAUCGCCGGUUCGAUUGGUGCUGCUCUCUUCGUUGCAAUUGGGUCGGGGGUUCUCUCUGGACCUCUCGCUCUGUUGAUCGCGUUUAUCUUUUGGAGCUCUGUCGUGUACUCUAUCGGUCAAUGUCAGAUGGAGAUUGUCAGUCUGUUGCCCUUGGACGGAUCGUUCAUCCGUCUGGCUACGCGAAUGGUGGACCCUGCACUGGGUGUGGCCGUCGGUUGGAACCAUUUCUUUGCUCAAACAUCUUACAUCAUAUUCGAAGCUACGAUCCUCAACACUCUUGUCGAGUAUUGGGGAUACACUGCCAGUCCCGCCAUUUUAAUCACCGUGUCGCUUCUAUUCUAUCUGGCUAUCAAUGUAUACCGAGCCGAUCUUUUCGGUGAGGUCGAAUUUUGGCUUGCUCUCGGUAAAGUUUUAUUGGCUUCUGGCUUGACGCUAUUCACCUUCAUCGCUAUGUUAGGCGGAAACCCACUUCACGACCGUUUCGGUUUCCGAUAUUGGAAGGAUCCUGGUCCGUGGGCCGGUGCGACGGCCUCCGGUCGAUUGGAAUUCUUCAUCAAUGCUGUCAACAUCAUUCCACGAGCUUUCAAAACCUUGAUGACUCGUUUGGUCAUCUUUUUCAUUGGUGGUUGUUUGUGUGUCGGCAUUCUUGUACCUUACAACCAUGAUACUCUUACUACUGGUAGCGCCAAGACCUACGCUGGCAGAUCGCCCUACGUAAUUGCUAUGAGCCGACUUGAAAUUCCCGUCUUACCUUUGAUUGUGAAUGCGGCGCUCAUCACCGCAGUUAUUUCCGCGGGGAACGCGUACACCUUUAAUGCUUCUCGGUCUUUGCAUGCUCUCGCUCUCGAAAAGAAAGCCCCUAGCAUUUUCACCAGGGUCAACAGGAAGGGUGUACCAUACACAUCAGUCAUCCUCGUGAUGUUACUAUCCUGUCUGGCUUAUCUCGCUCUUGGCUCAAGUCCCGCAAAGGUACUUAACUGGAUUCUGAAUUUCUGUACAGCCGCAACGAUGUUCAACUGGUCUGUCAUGGCAUUUACCUGGGUACGAUUCAAUCGAGCGAUGAGGAAACAAGGCAUCGACAGAAAAGAAUACUUACCUGUCUCAUCGAAGCUUCAACCUUACGCUGGGUAUUGGGCUUUGUUCUGGGCACCCUUGUUCUUGUUCAUACAAGGUUACUCAGUGUUCUUAAAGGGUAAUUGGGAUGUCGCUACGUUUGUUUUCAAUUACGGUAUUAUCGCUUUGGCCGGUGGUAUAGGACUAGGAUUCAAGAUUUUUGCUCGCACUCCAUUCCACAGAUCUAAAGACGUCGAUCUCGUAUCGGAUUUGGAAUUCUUCGAUGCUCUCACAAAUUAUUACCAACAGGUCAAAGAUGAUAACCCACCAACCUCAGUCAAAGACAAGAUUUUGGCGAAGAUAUUCUGA
This is a messenger RNA of Kwoniella mangroviensis CBS 8507, 1590 nucleotides long. RefSeq lists its product as uncharacterized. Gene Ontology annotation, cellular component: membrane. Bases 1 to 1590 code for a protein of 529 amino acids. Gene Ontology annotation, molecular function: amino acid transmembrane transporter activity. The transcript has 12 exons. Lineage: Eukaryota; Fungi; Basidiomycota; Tremellomycetes; Tremellales; Cryptococcaceae. Gene Ontology annotation, biological process: amino acid transmembrane transport. The record is from RefSeq and is a predicted model, not a curated record.